GAAUGUCGUUUUUGCUUCCCAGAAUAUCGGACUUACUGUUUAUACAAAAUGCAGGUAAGACGGAUGUUAUCUUUUAAAUCUGUUUACUAUUAACCGGAAAUUUUAAGACUAUGACGACCUAGCCUCAAAAAAACCAGCAAAUCAGAAAAAAAGCCACAAAAAAAACCUGGCACAACUAUAAAUAAACAACAUUCAUUAUAUAAAUAGUUUAAAAGGAAUUCCAAAAACUUCCGAAGGGAGAUAAGUUUGAUAGGUGGGUUAAUAAAUUGUAUAAAUUCAGCACAUCAUCCCCUAUACCUAAAUACCAAGCAACCAAACAAAAAUUUUUUUAAUAAAAAGAAAAAACUUCUGAAGGAAUAAAACAAUGCCACCCAAUCCUCCAGAAGAGUUUUCGCCUGUUAACGUUACUAGCUCGUAUGCAGAAGAUAUAGCGGAGGCACAAAUUUAUUCAACACCAAAACUUACAUCAAAAAGGAGAACAACUAAUCCUUAUAACUCAUCUUCCUUUCAAACUUCUAAUCUUAAUAAUAUGAGCACCACAAUAACAGCAACAACAAUAAACGGAAUUGUUGCGGAUAGUCCUCGAAUAGAUAUGGAGUUUGUAACUAAUGGGUAUAGUAGUAGUCAGCAAGCAAAACAACAGGGACCAACACGGAAGAGAUCGUUUUCAAAACCAUCAGAAGGUCAUACAACAUUAUCCUCAACGGUACCAAAUAUACAUAUGUUUAAAAAUGGGUUGCAGAAUUUAGACUUUGUAACGCAGCAUAAUUAUGAAAGUCUUAUAGGAAAAUUACGUCAACAUGAAGAAGAAAAAGUUAAUCCUCUUAAUUUUAGGGAUCCAGGGAUUUCACGUGAAAAAUCAAAAAUUAAAACAAAAUUUUCGCCUUUAAACCUUACAAAAAUUAAAUUUAAUAUAUUUAAUACAUUUAAUACAUUAAAUUACGACACGCUAAAAUUUUUAGUAUAUUGUUUGUGUUGGUAUGCGUCUUCAGCCAUAACUAAUAACACUGGCAAACAAUUAUUAAAUCAGUUUAAUUAUCCGGUUACUCUUACGUGGAUACAAUUUGGAUUUGUUGGAAUUUAUUGUUAUUCUUUUGGACAAGGAAUGGGUUUAACUAAAAUUCGAAGUCCAUCCAUUGAUAUUAUACGCAGAACUUUACCGUUAUGUUUAUUUCAAAUAGGGAGUCAUGUUUUUUCGAGUAUUGCUACAUCUCAAGUUCCAGUUAGUUUUGUUCACACAAUAAAGGCGUUAUCACCAUUAUUUACAGUGUUUUUUUAUAGAUUUGGGUUUGGAGUAAAUUAUUCUUAUCCGGUAUAUGUGUCAUUAAUACCACUCACAAUUGGAGUUAUGCUCGCGUGUUCGUCCUCAGCAGCAUCAAGUUUUAUUGGAUUCUUAUUUGCACUAAUUUCUACCGUAAUUUUUGUUGCCCAAAAUAUUUUUUCAAAAAAAAUUCUCUUUAAUGAGAAACAUUCUGGGUAUGAGACACAUAAGUUGGAUAAAUUGAAUGUUUCAUUUUAUUCAAGUUUAUUAGCAUUUAGUAUAAUGACUCCAAUGUGGCUAUAUUAUGAUGGUUUUCAUUUACUAUUAGAAUAUUUUACAUCAUCAUCAACCGAUACUAAUGCUGCAAGUGGAUGGACGAUACUAUUUUAUUUUUGGCUAAAUGGCACAACGCAUUUUACGCAAGUCAUUUUAGCAUUAUCAAUCUUAUCGAUGACAUCACCUGUAACUUAUUCGAUCGCAUCAUUAGUGAAAAGAAUUUUUGUUAUAACUGCCAGUAUAUUGUGGUUUGGACAAAAAACCACUUUUAUACAAGGUGUUGGUAUAACAUUAACUUUUGUUGGUCUUUAUAUGUAUAAUGAAGCUAAAUUAGAUGUAGACAGAAAAGAAAGAAAAGCAAGGGAAAGAGAUGAGAUUGUCUUACCUCUAACAAAUCUGAAAGUCAAUUAGAUUUAUCAGAAAAAAAUAUAAUGUUACAUUUAGUACUUUAUAAUAAUUAAUAAUAAUGUAAUUGUUUGUAAAACUAUAUAAAAAGAAUAUGUUUAUUAAUUACAAAUU
This is a messenger RNA of Rhizophagus irregularis DAOM 181602=DAOM 197198, 2056 nucleotides long. RefSeq lists its product as uncharacterized. NCBI's taxonomy places the organism in Eukaryota, Fungi, Glomeromycota, Glomeromycetes, Glomerales, Glomeraceae. Gene Ontology annotation, molecular function: antiporter activity; phosphoenolpyruvate transmembrane transporter activity. Gene Ontology annotation, cellular component: endoplasmic reticulum; Golgi apparatus. The record is from RefSeq and is a predicted model, not a curated record. Gene Ontology annotation, biological process: phosphoenolpyruvate transmembrane import into Golgi lumen.